Funneliformis caledonium is the source of this 1119-nucleotide messenger RNA. Lineage: Eukaryota; Fungi; Glomeromycota; Glomeromycetes; Glomerales; Glomeraceae. The record is from the annotation of a GenBank genome assembly.
AUGACUAGAUCCAAAUUAAACAACCCAAUUAACCAACACCAAGGGUUUCACGUCUUUGAGGUUAAUCAAGGCGGUAAAUCCAACUUUGUCAGUUCAAACAACGAACUGGCACCCCCAAAUCCCAACAGAACGAUUUCUCUUGGUAACACUUUAGACGAUUAUCAAAUCGUUUCCAAUUCGAACUAUCCCUUCGCCCUCCCCCUAAGAGUUCUCAUUGAAAAUUCCAGUGAAACUCGCCGUGCAAAGAGGCAAGCAAAGAAGGGCAUUUGUAAACCCCCGCGGCCUCAAAAUUCGUUUAUGUUAUACCGUAGGCAUUUGAGCGCAAAAUUUAAGGCUGAGAAAAUGAAAGCAGCGGACCGUUCAAAGGAUUUUGCCACCAUGUGGAGAGAAGAGACUGAAGAGGUGAAAGUCCUCUUUACCGCUCUUGCCAGGAUAGCAACGGAACGACAUAAUGCGUUAUACGAAGAUUACAAGUAUCGUCCGAACACUGCAAGAACAACAAAAAAUGACGAUGAUUCCGAUACUGAUUUCAUCCAAACGUCUGAUUCUGAAUUCGCUACCAAUUCAGAACAGUCUUCACCGGGUUCCUCCUUUCUCGACGAUCCUCGUUUCCCCAUCGAUGAUUCUUCACCAACGAAUUCUUUUCCCAACUUGGCCGAUUACACCGAUUCCUCUUUUCUCGAAAAUCCUUAUUUCCCCAUCGAUGAUUCUUUAACAACGAAUUCUUUUCCCAACUUGGCCGAUUACACCGAUUCCUCUUUUCUCGAAAAUCCUUAUUUCCCCAUCGAUGAUUCUUUACCAACGAAUUCUUUUCCAAACUUGGCCGAUUGCACCGAUAAUAAUACCGUUUAUCCGUACACCUUUGAACAACUUCUUCUUCUUCAAUAUUUUGACCAAGAUCAAUAUACCAACGAAGAACCACCGUCCUCUGCUGAAGUGGAACCUUUUCAAGAUAUUACGUAUCUUGAAGAUACAUAUUUGUCGUUUCUUCCAGAAGAGGAUCGUGAAAUUGUCGCCAGAAAUCCUCUCUCACAACCAGAAGUUCCUUUCUUUGAUAUGGAACAAACCAUACAUCCUCUCUCACAAAAUUCAGAAUUUGAUCAAACCGAGUUCAUUUAA